Messenger RNA from Vicugna pacos (alpaca), 3499 nucleotides. NCBI's taxonomy places the organism in Eukaryota, Metazoa, Chordata, Mammalia, Artiodactyla, Camelidae. The record is from RefSeq and is a predicted model, not a curated record.
UUCAAGCUCUUUCUGCCGCGCGAGGUUGAGCUACAUUCCCACGCUCCUCCGCCACCGCCGAAUAGCGAACCUCCUACAGGAAUUCCCUCCCAGAUUCCUCCUCCCACUACCCCUGCCCCUCCUUUAGCAAGAUGGCGGCGAGCGCAUUUCCGGCGUGUCCUUAAGGGUGCGUCCGGGCGGAUGCUGCAAGUGCUGCCUCGAGGGUUCCAGCCACUUUGCUGCAUAGACUACAGAGGUGAUGGCGGGCAGACGGUUUGGCUGGAGCCGAGCGGCUCUUCUCCAGCUCCUUCUUGGAGUGAACCUGAUGGUGAUGCCACCUACCCAGGCCCGGAGUCUGCGCUUCGUUACCUUGCUGUACCGACAUGGAGACCGUUCCCCAGUGAAGACAUAUCCCAAGGACCCCCAUCAGGAAGACAAAUGGCCCCAGGGGUUUGGUCAGCUAACCAAGGAGGGGAUGCUCCAACACUGGGAGCUGGGCCGGGCUCUGCGACAGCGCUACAAUGGCUUCCUCAACACCUCUUACCUACGGCAAGAGGUUUAUGUGCGAAGCACAGACUUUGACCGGACCCUAAUGAGUGCUGAGGCCAACCUGGCUGGACUCUUCCCUCCCAACGGGAUGCAGCGCUUUAACCCAAACAUCUCUUGGCAGCCUAUCCCUGUCCACACUGUGCCCAUUGCCGAAGACAAGCUGCUGAAGUUCCCGUUGGGCCCAUGUCCCCGUUUUGAGCAGCUGCAGAAUGAGACCCGGCGGACACCAGAGUAUCAGAAUGAGAGUAUUCAGAAUGCACAAUUUCUGGAUAUGGUGGCCAACGAGACAGGGCUUACGGACCUGACCCUGGAGACCGUCUGGAAUGUCUACGACACACUCUUCUGUGAGCAAACACACAGUCUGGUCCUGCCGCCCUGGGCCUCGCCCCAAACCAUGCAGCGUCUGAGCCGGCUCAAGGACUUCAGCUUCCGCUUCCUCUUCGGGAUCUACGAGCAGGCGGAAAAGGCCCGGCUGCAGGGGGGAGUCCUGCUGGCUCAGAUACGGAAGAACCUGACCCUGAUGGCAACCACCUCCCAACUCCCUAAGCUGCUGGUCUACUCUGCGCAUGACACCACUCUGGUUGCUCUGCAAAUGGCUCUGGACGUCUACAAUGGUGAACAAGCCCCCUACGCGUCCUGCCACAUAUUUGAACUGUACCAGGAAGAUAACGGGAAUUUCUCAGUGGAGAUGUACUUUCGGAACGAGAGUAAGAAGGCCCCCUGGCCACUGACCCUGCCUGGCUGCCCUCACCGCUGCCCCCUACAGGACUUCCUUCGCCUCACGGAGCCUGUCGUGCCCAAGGAUUGGCAGCAGGAGUGCCAGCUGGCAAGCGGUACUGCAGACACAGAUUCAUGACCUCUUCUCUGAGCUGCAGACUUACAUAUCCAGCUGCUGACUUGAGGUCUCUACAUGGAUGUCAACUAAGGCUUCUCACAGUUGAAGUCUAAAACCAAAUGCUCUUCCCCCAAAUCUGCUCUUCCUCCAGGAUUCCCCAUCUUAGUAAAUGCUGCAUUAGCACCUAGGUGCAUAGCAUAACCCCAGGAGCUAUCUUGAAUACGCUUUCUCAGACCUCACGUCCAAUCCACUAGCAGGUCCUAUCAGCCCAGUCUUUCAAGCCCAAGCUCUCACUCCCUAGUCCAGUCUACCAUCAUCUCUUGCCUGAAUUACUGAAAAGCUUCCUAAUGUUCUUACUGGGUCUACUCUUUUUGUUUUGGGGGGCGGUAAUUAGGUUUUCUUAUUUAUUUGGUUUCUUUAUUUUUUAUUACUAUAAUGUCGAAUUAUUAAUUUACUUAUUGGUUUAUUUAUUAUUAAUAGAGGUACUGGGGAUUGAAGUGGGGACCUUGUGCAUGUUAGGCAUGCACUCUACCACUGAGCUACACCCUCCCUGCUCACUGGUUCUGUUCUUGGCCCUACCAGUCUAUCAGCACAGCAGAGUUAAUUUUUUAAAAACAUAAAUCAGUCCCCUUCACUACCCUUCUCAGAAUCUUCCAGUGGCUUCCCAUCACAUUUGGAAUAAAAUCCCAAGUUAUUGACCAUGGCCUUUCAGGCCCUACUUGGUCUGGUCCUCUGCCCUCAUCUCCUACUUGCCCCUCAUGUACUCUGCUCUAGCCAUACUGACUUUCUUGCUGGUCCUAGAAUAUGCCAAGCUGAUUCCCUUCUGCAUUCGCUUCCUGUCCUCCCCUCCCCUCCCCCCUCCCUGAGGACACUCUUCUCUCAGAUCUUUUGUAUGUCUCGCUCAGUGACUCCAGGUCUCUGUUCAAAUUGUCACUUUCUCCGUGACACCUUCCCUGACUGACCUACGUCUCUCUCCCUCAUUUCCCCCUUACCUUGUUUUAUUUUCUUUAUGGCAUUUGCCACUAACCUAUCAUUUCUAUAAUUUGCCUGUGGAUGGCAUCUCCUCUCCUAGAAGGUAAAUUCCACGAAGGCAGGCUUCGUCUUGGCCAGCUGUGAUACCCUCACUGUAAGAACAGCACCGGCAUGUAGUGGGCACUCAUAUUUGUUGAAUGAACACUGACGUGACCUUUCUCUCCCCCUCACCCAACCCGGUGCUCAGAGGUGAUUGUGGCCUUGGCUGUAUGUGGCUCCAUCCUCUUCCUUCUCAUAGUGCUGCUCCUCACCGUCCUCUUCCGGAUGCAGGCCCAGCCCCCUGGCUACCGCCACAUCGCAGACGGGGAGGAUCAUGCCUGACAACCACUCAGCCCCCUUCCCUCUGCCUCCUAGGGGAGGUGGGCUGGGCCCUUGCACCUGACACUGCUGCUCCCCAGCCCAUGGACAAGAGACCCUGGGUUGGGCCUCCCCCUGACUACCCCAACCUAGAUGAACAAGUGGGGCUCAGCUUGGUCCAUGGCACCUCACUCAGCAUUCAUGUGCCUGAUGUUUACCAAGUACUGUGUUGGACAUUGGCUUUCUCUAAACAGGAUUUGCCUGCUCUAUGCUCCCCUAAGGACCUGAAAUGUAGACAGGUAUUGAGGUUUCACUCAGGACCUGGGAUAAAAAAGACUGAAGGAGUUGGUGCUUGAUCUGCUUUGCCUCUCCAUCAAGCUCUGCUCACUCUUCCAGCCUGGAGUCCUUGGCAAAUGGCCCAGAGGACACAGUCUUGCCUCUCAGUGCUUAUUUUAGUGGGAAAAAUUGCACAACAUUGGGGGUCUAGUACUAACACUGGCCACCAAGGAACUGGAUCACCCAAGAGCCAGCCAAGUUUUCCUUUGUUCAGCUGAAGCCACCUUUAGAGUCAGACAUGAUGCUUCUCAUCUUUGUCAGCCCUGCAGUUUGAGCAGGUCAGAAGGAUGUUUGUACUUGGGAAAGAGUCAGGGAGGUGGUGGGGGGGGUGGACUGUGGUACUGAAUCAUGAAACUACUAUCCCUGUCAGCUGGGCUGGGAUCUCCAGGGACCCGAGGUAUGUGCAGCUGGACAGCUCUUGACUGUGGCCCAGAAUAGGGCUGAGACAGAGAAUGAAGAUUUUGGACUCAG